GUUCACUUCCGGACGAGCAAGCGAGACGUGGGGCCACGGAAUUCCAUUUCGCGAGUAACGACACUCUUUCAUGCUGCUGCGCCAAUCUCUCGGGCAGCCAUAAUGUGAACAAUUUGCGGAAAUCGUGAAAUAAAGUGCAUCUAUUCGAAACGAUCGUAGACAUUGCAGAAACCGACGAUCGCGUGAAAAAAACAGUGAACCGUAGCGGAGAGGAACCAUAAAUUGAUAUUGGUACGAAAAGGACAUUGCGCCCCGUCCCGGGUGGUGUAAUUCAAAAACGUUGAGUAAAACACACGACAUGAAUCUAUCGUUCGCCGGCUGUGGAUUCCUGGGUAUCUACCAUGUCGGUGUUGCUGUUGCCUUCAAAAAGUAUGCCCCGCAUCUGCUGCUCCACCGCAUCAGCGGCGCAUCGGCCGGGGCGCUGGCCGCCUGCUGCUUGCUCUGCGACAUGCCACUGGGUGAAAUGACCUCGGAUUUCUUCCGCGUAGUGAACGAGGCGCGCUCCCACUCACUGGGGCCCUUCAGUCCGCGGUUCAACAUUCAAACCUGCCUGCUCGAGGGUCUCCAAAAGUUUCUGCCCACCGACGCGCACGAACGGGUCAACGGGAAGCUACACAUCUCGCUGACCCGCGUCUACGAUGGCAAGAACGUGAUCGUGUCGCAGUUUAACAGCCGCGAAGAUUUGCUGCAGGCCCUUCUCUGUGCGUGCUUCAUCCCGGUGUUCUCCGGUCUGUUGCCACCACGGUUUCACGGUGUGCGCUACAUGGACGGAGCGUUUUCGGAUAACCUGCCGACGCUGGACGAAAACACGGUCACCGUCAGUCCGUUCUGUGGCGAGAGCGACAUUUGCCCGCGCGACAACAGUGCGCAGCUGUUCCACGUGAACUGGGCCAACACCAGCAUCGAGCUGUCGAAGGAGAACAUUAACCGGUUCGGGCGCAUCCUGUUCCCGCCGAAGCCCGAGAUACUGUCCUCGUUCUGUCAGCAGGGCUUCGACGAUGCGCUCAACUUUCUGCACCGCAACAAUCUCAUCAGCUGCACGCGCUGUCUGGCGGUGCAGUCGACGUUUGUGGUCGCGGAACAACCGCCGCUCAAUCUGGAGGAGCAGAUGCUCGAGGAGUACGAUCCGGAGUGUAGCGAGUGCAAGGAGUGUACGCAGCACCGUGAGAACGCGCUCGUCGGCAGCAUGCCCGAGAACGUGCUGACCGUGUUCCAGACGUACAUCGAGCAGGCGAACAAGGGUCUCAUCAACUGGGUCUUCCGCCAUCGGGGUGGCAAGCUGCUGACGGCGCUCUCCCUCCCCGCCACGCUGCCCGCGGACAUCAUGUGCGCCACGCUAACAAAGCUAAUGGUGGCCGCACCGUCGAUAGGCAAUCAGAUCUGGGCCAUGAGCAAAUUCUUCCUGAAGAACCUCAACACCAUCCUGCUGAAGGUGGGCCGACGGCAGAAGCACCACCAGCAGUUGACGGCCAAUCUGCAGUGCCAAAUUGCGCUGACCGAGUACAACCAGAGUGCGGCGCAACACCAUCAGCACAGUCACCGGAGCUCGAUCAUCGACAUGCGGAUGGAUGCCGACGGAAAAACCUACGCCAAAGAGUUGCUUCCGAGUUAUAGUGCGCAGCACUCGGUGAUCGGUGAUCUGGACGCAUUUGACCACGUGCUGCAGGUUUCUUCGCACCACGAUGCAAUGUACGCUUACUAUUACAUGGACGAGGACAAUAAGGUGAAGGUGACGGAGAUAUUCGAUAUGAGCGAAAGCGACAACCCGGCCCUACAGACGGCCAACGAGCGCGAACUGAACCAGCAGCUGGAGUUCGAUACUGACUGGGAAACGACACAGCCAGAUUUCCUCUGCUCCAACACGUACGGUGGAGACAGUAUGAUCGACAUCGACGAGUACAUCGAUCCCAGCCUGUUCAUGAGCCACCAUCACCUACUGAACAAUAAUAACAAUAAUAACAACAACAACGGUGCCACGACACAGUAUCCGACCUGGGAGUGUUCGCAGGUUGAGAUCGAAGAGCUGCCGAGCGACUUUAACGACCCAUCGUUGCAACCCGAAGCGGACCAGCAGCAGACGACGGCGAGCCUAAUGUCCGAGUCGGCCACGUUGCUCCUGAGCAAACCGCCACCAUCCUACUCGAUCGAGAUGUGAGAGCAGUCCGCACGACGAUGGUUCGUGAAUACGAUUGUGAUAGACCCCGCGGGGGGCGACUCCCCGAGAUCGAUAGGAGGUCGCGCGCGCGCGGUGCCUUAUGGCCUUUCGAAUGAUAUUACGAUCGCGGGGUGCGCUCCAGAAAUGCAGAAAGCAUAGCUUUUUGUAGGCGCGUGUCCACGGCACAGGGAACACAGCUGCAGAGCGGUUGCAGCUGCUUCGUGAAGCAGGCAGGCAAUAUAGGCAGGAACCUAUCAGUCAAGCAACAGAGCAAGCCAGACAGAACCAAAAGACAGAGUUCCUUCGGGUUUCGGAUCACAACACAGGAGGGUUGCGGAACUACGGUUGUGGAUUGUAGUAGAUGUGUAGUUAGAACAUACCUAUUCGUGUAACAUAUCGUCUUUUACCACCCGCCCGAAGGGGUUUCGUUUUUAAUUAGCAAAAAGACCAAAAGCAACCAAUUUUGUCAUUAUUGUGUUCGAUAAGAGAGAGAGAUCGAUUUAAACGAACGUAUGUGAUUGCAAACACAAAACAAAAAACAUGAAGCAAAGCUAUUGCUAGUUAGGCGAAAAGAGUGGGUUCUCGUGCUCCUCAUAGGUUUUAGUUUAUCGUCGCUUCGGCAUUCGGCGUCACGGACAACGCUUCCUUACCAGCCACACACAGACAGUGGUGAUUAGGUUUAGUAUCGCGCGCGCGGAACACGCGGCUCACGGCUCGACGGAGGACGCGGAGGGGAGUGUUUUUUGGACUUCUACCAACGGCUGUGCAAUAGUGGAGAGACGAUAGCGAUAAAACGUUUGCUUUACAGAGAAGGAGAGAGAGAGGCUCACUGCCAAAUAAGAGACGAUACGCCUCGUCAGGCUGACCCGGAGCCGGAACAUUUCGGACCACCGGACACGGAGAACAAGGGACCAGGGACCAGGGCUUUUUGUUUAUGCAAUACUAGAUAGUUAGAUGACCAAUUUUUAAACGUUGCCACCGAGUGUAGUGGUGUCAACCCCCGGCGCGCGAAACACAGUUACAGUUAUUUAUACGAUUUACCUCAUACACAUUAGUCUCUAAGGUGCAUUCGAGUAACGGCAAAUAAAAGUCCCCCACAAAGUC
This is a messenger RNA of Anopheles cruzii, 3259 nucleotides long. RefSeq names its product 1-acylglycerol-3-phosphate O-acyltransferase Pnpla3-like. Gene Ontology annotation, cellular component: lipid droplet; cytoplasm; membrane. NCBI's taxonomy places the organism in Eukaryota, Metazoa, Arthropoda, Insecta, Diptera, Culicidae. Gene Ontology annotation, biological process: triglyceride catabolic process; lipid homeostasis. The record is from RefSeq and is a predicted model, not a curated record. The transcript is spliced from 9 exons. Bases 299 to 2155 code for a protein of 618 amino acids. Gene Ontology annotation, molecular function: triacylglycerol lipase activity.